Messenger RNA from Theobroma umbraticum, 646 nucleotides. Its product is annotated as mitotic-spindle organizing protein 1A-like. The record is from RefSeq and is a predicted model, not a curated record. NCBI's taxonomy places the organism in Eukaryota, Viridiplantae, Streptophyta, Magnoliopsida, Malvales, Malvaceae. Gene Ontology annotation, cellular component: gamma-tubulin ring complex; interphase microtubule organizing center; spindle. Gene Ontology annotation, biological process: gamma-tubulin complex localization; mitotic spindle assembly; microtubule nucleation by interphase microtubule organizing center.
GGGCUGGGCUUGUUGGCCUGAACGGGUCUUGUUAGUUGGUAUUUAUUCAGAAAUAUUUUUCAACUUUUAAAAAGAACAGAAACAAACGCUCUGCUUACUCUUUUUCCCGAGAUCUCUUGAGUCUAUUGUUAUGGAUCCUGAAGCUGCACGAACUGCCCGAGAAUCUCUAGACCUGGCAUUUCACAUGUCAAAUAUUCUUGAUACAGGACUUGAUCGGCAUACCCUCUCAGUCCUCAUUGCCCUCUGUGACUUGGGUCUGAACCCUGAGGCUUUGGCUGCUGUUGUCAAGGAACUCCAAAGAGAACCUUCACCCUCACCCCCACUGCCAACUUCUUCAUCGCAAAUACCUUAGCCAAGUAAAUCCAUUUGCUUGAAGGUUCAAAGGGAUGCUGGCAUCAAAGGUUAUAUGAACAAAUUUCCUGAGAUAUGUAGUUAUUUUGUUACAGCUAAGGGCAUUACGUUGCUGUCUUUUACCCUGUGCCAAAGUGUUACAUUAAUUCUGAUUGAAACUAGUGUUUGGUCUUGAUGUUGAAGGUCAAAGAUGUUAAUUCAAAAUUUAGGUAGAUUUUCUGAUUUUUGACUACUGUUUGAAGAAGUAUAUUUACUUAUCCCCCGAAAAAAGACGUUAGUUGAAAACUUUCACAAU